This is a messenger RNA of Micropterus salmoides (largemouth bass), 3424 nucleotides long. RefSeq names its product alkylglycerone phosphate synthase (gene agps). Bases 32 to 1936 code for a protein of 634 amino acids. The record is from RefSeq and is a predicted model, not a curated record. Gene Ontology annotation, molecular function: alkylglycerone-phosphate synthase activity; FAD binding. The transcript has 20 exons. Gene Ontology annotation, biological process: lipid biosynthetic process. NCBI's taxonomy places the organism in Eukaryota, Metazoa, Chordata, Actinopteri, Centrarchiformes, Centrarchidae.
CGCUCCCUCCCUUCACAAACACGGAAGCAGCAUGGCGUCCAACAGCAGCGGCGGCGGCAGCUCCGACAGGCAACGGAUUGCACAGCAAAGACUAAGUAUAAUUGCCGGGCAUUUACAGAGACCGACGGACGGUGACUCGACCAUCGUAGCUGCGGACUGCAAAGCUCAGGGGAGCAAGACAGAUGUCUCCAGUGAGGGGAAGACCGUACCGAGGAGGAGGCAGGAGAUUAUGAAAUGGAACGGCUGGGGAUACAGCGAUUCAAGAUUUCUCUUCAAUAAGAAAGGUCAAGCAGAAUUUACUGGCAAAAGGUAUAGACUAAGUGGUAUGAUCAUCCCCGGUCUUAAAGAUUGGAUGGUAAACACUUUUGGAGCCAGUCUGCAGCAUAAAAUUCCAGCAACUCCCAUUCUGACUAGCAGCGCUGUACAGCCUCCCACUCUCAAUGAGGCCUUCGUGGACGAACUGAAAUCCACAGGUAUUCCCUUCUCUCAUGACGCAGAGGACCGGGUGUUUCGCUCCCACGGCCACUGCUUACACGAGAUCUUCGCUCUGCGAGAAGGGAGAGUUGGUCGCGUUCCAGAUAUGGUGGUGUGGCCAAAUUGCCACAACGAUGUAGUGAAAAUUGUGGAACUGGCGUGCAAACAUAAUGUUUGUUUGAUGCCAUAUGGAGGAGGCACUAGUGUCUCUAGUGCCCUAGAGUGCCCCCCAGAGGAAACUCGUUCCAUUGUCUCUCUGGAUACCUCGCAGAUGAACCGCAUUCUGUGGAUUGACGAGAAAAAUUUAACUGCCCAUAUGGAAGCUGGCAUCGUCGGUCAGGAUUUGGAGAGAUUGCUCAAUCAGAGUGGCUACUGUACGGGGCAUGAGCCUGACUCCAUGGAGUUCAGCUCCCUGGGGGGCUGGGUAGCAACAAGAGCAUCAGGCAUGAAGAAGAACAUCUACGGCAAUAUUGAGGACCUGGUCGUCCAUGUAAAGAUGGUGACCCCACGAGGGGUGAUAGAAAAGGGCUGUCAGGGCCCACGCAUGUCCACGGGCCCGGACAUUCACCACUUCAUCAUGGGCUCAGAAGGAACUCUGGGUGUGGUUACUGAGGUAACACUGAAGAUCCGUCCCGUGCCGGAGUAUCAGAAGUACGGCUCUGUGGUAUUUCCUAAUUUUGAGCAGGGAGUUGCCUGUCUUCGAGAGGUUGCCAAACAGAGGUGUGCCCCGGCAUCUAUACGACUCAUGGAUAAUGAACAAUUUCAGUUUGGUCAUGCCCUGAAGCCUCAAGUAUCUUCAAUUUUCACGUCCUUUGUGGAUGGGCUGAAGAAAUUUUACAUCACCAAGUUCAAAGGGUUCGACCCAAACUGCUUGUGUGUGGCCACCCUACUGUUUGAGGGCGACCGUGAGAAGGUCCUGCAGCAUGAGAAGCAAGUUUAUGACAUUGCUGCUAAAUUUGGGGGCCUGGCAGCUGGAGAGGACAAUGGGCAGAGAGGCUACAUGUUGACCUUCGUCAUCGCUUACCUUCGGGACUUGGGGAUGGACUAUUAUGUGAUCGGGGAGUCUUUUGAAACCUCUGUGCCUUGGGACAGGGUGUUAGACAUUUGCAGAAACGUAAAGGCACGCAUCAUUCGAGAGUGUAAAGACAGAGGAGUGCAGUUUACACCGUUAUCCACAUGCAGGGUGACUCAGACGUACGACGCUGGUGCGUGUGUCUACUUUUACUUUGCCUUCAACUAUAGGGGACUCAGUGAUCCAAUACAUGUGUAUGAACAAGUGGAGCAUGCAGCUAGAGAAGAGAUCCUUGCCAAUGGAGGGAGCUUGUCACAUCACCAUGGAGUGGGGAAACUUCGGAAGGAGUGGAUGAGAGAGACCGUCUCCAAUGUCGGCAUGGGGAUGCUCAAGUCUGUCAAGGACUAUGUGGACCCCAAUAACAUCUUCGGCAACAGGAACCUCCUUUAAUUUCCCGUUCCUGUCCAUCUUUACUUCACCACUUUUUCUAAAAGCACCCUGUGCAUUUUGGAUUAAUAGAUACUAUGAAUUUAAAAAACGAACAGCGAAUCUUGUGUCUUUCAUCUAAAGUGUCAUUCGGUGCCAUUUAUUGAUUCACCUAAACCUUUUCUUUUACAUUAUAUUGCAUUUAGUAUGCUGUAACAAUCAUUGUCAUUCAUGGUGACACUGACUUUUGCUGUUGGGUCAUGACCUCUACAGCCACGAUGCAACUAGACAUGAUGCAACAAAACCUUGAUUUUUGUCAUAUUUGCUUAUGUCUAACCAUUUCUUAUUAACCUUGCCAACAUGGUUAAGUCAUCUGUGUUUUUUUACUUUUCGUGUGUGUGUGUGUGUGUGUGUGUGUGUGUAUGGCACUCCUUUAGUGGUAAGUUCAAGAUGAAUGCGCUUUCUAAAGCUCUGUGCCUUUCUAAAGCUUUUGUCUGCCGUCCCCUACUCCUACUAUACACGCAGCUGGUGUGCAUUGAGUCCCUUUGUGGAGCAAAAUUAACUUGGACAUGAUGUUUUCUGUGUCUCUAGUUCAUCUUCUUCACCCUCAUGACUUUUGUUGUACUGACCUAUUGCCAUAAGAAACUUUUUCUGGACUCUGUGUGUGUUGUGUUUAUUUUUUCUGAUCAUGCCUCCUGCUUCAGUGUGACCGCGUAUUCAAAUCUUUAGGCCUAUGGAUCCCGGUGCUCACAUCGUACCAAAGACUCAUCAGAUCAUGCAAACAUACUGUAAACAUGUGUUUGACUGUGUAACCCACAACCUUCACGCACAUUUAGUAACUUCAUACACAGCUAAUUUUGCAUUUUUUUUUAUCAGCAUAUGCAAAGAUAACCCUUCUGAGAGCUGUAGACAUUUGUGACUGUUAAAUGCUACAACUUUAUAUCUUUUUUAUAUAUAUAGAUAGAUUUAUAGAGAUAUAGAUUUAUAUCUAUCUAUCUAUCUAUCUAUCUAUCUAUAUAUGGUUACUUUAUGUUUCUGACGUUUGAGACCCUCUUAAAUUAUUUCUGCUCCAUAUAAUUGUUGUUAAAGAAAUUCAUUCGGAAGUAGUUUCCCUCAUUAGUGCAUAUGUACUGUGUAAAGGUUUUUUGAAUGGAUCUACAAUUAGAUACCAAACUUGUACUAUUUGUCACUAUUAACCAUCGCUUCUGAAGAAGUUAAGCUUAAAAAGAGCUAUUUUCUGAGGAAUCUUGCAUUUUUUUCUCCUUCUGAUCUGUGCGUCACAUUUUCCUGGACCACCAUGUCCUUUUAAUUAACAUUUUCCCCAAAUAAGAGGACUUAUUAGGGACCCAUCAUGUGACAUUUUACCUCUGUCAAAAAACGUGUGAGAGCUUGUAAAUGUUAUGGAUAUACCUUUUUUUUUCUUGUUAUUUUCCUCUUCUCUUAACACCAUUGUAACAGCCAACAAGUACAUUUUGUCAAUGCUAUUUGUGCAAUAAAUUGAACUAAAACAUC